UCGGAACCAGGCGUACAGUGAAAAGAGAGAGAGAUGUGCACGAGUCUGCCAAUAAAAAUCGAUCUCUUCUGCUCUGAUUCACCCACUAGCUCAGGUCGAUAUAGCCUGCCUCUCUCCCCCCCGCUGCUCUCGUCUCUCUAUCUCUCUCCAUACACGUACGCUCGCGGCAGCCGCCAGCUUGUAUGCGUCCCUCCUCGCGCCAGAGAGUGGCCGCCUGGCUGCUCGCGCUGCCGUUGGGGAGCGGUGGAGAGGAAUGCGCGCGCCGCGGCCGACUGGAGAUGAUCUCGUUUUGGCUGCUGUGCUGGAAGCUGUUGAGAGCUACAACUGGGCUAAGGAGGACAACACCUGAGCUAACAGACGCUAACCACGACAACGGUAGCUCCAGCAGCAAUAACCCCGUCUGCCCUCCCUCUCCCCCACCGCUAGUCAGUCCAGUUACCAUGGAGAUGAGCUCAUCAGCACCGCUAAGAGACAUAGAAAGAGAGAGCCUUUUUAGCUGCCACAACCAGGAAGAGGACCAACUGUGUCUUCCUGGGGUCCGUAGGGUGGAAGACGAGGCUGUAGGAGGAGAAAAUAGGAAAGGAGAUGAGUGUGACUAUGUCAUUUUUGAGAUGGGAGAGGAGAAAGGAAGAGACCUCAGUGAAAGUGAUGGAGGAGAGGAUGAAGGGAGAGGGGAAAUAGAGGGAGAAGAUGGAAACGAAAGAGAAACAGAGAGUGAUAGCUGGGAAAGAAGAGAGAUAGAGGGAGACGAUGAAACCAGAGAGGAUACAGAGGGUGUGCAGGUGGGGGGUGGAGAAGAGGGAGAAGACCCAGGAACAAAAGACACAAAAGAAGAGGAUAGCUGGAUCAGAGGACUAGAGGAAGAUCUCCUCUUCCCCUCAGACAGUCUGCUGUAUCCUUCACCAUCUGAGCCACUAGGCGCCACCUCACAUCCUCUGGUGUCACAAGAAGUUUGGGGUCCCGACUUCACCAUCAGGGAUGACCUCAGUGACAGCCACCUCAGUGACUGCCUCCAAGCAGAGCGUGUCAUCGUGUACUCAGACAGCGAUGCAGGUGAGGACCAGUGGUCAGCUUUUGCCCCCUCUGACAUCACCAGCCAGAUCGAAGAGGAGAGGAAGAAAGAUGCACGAUUUGAAGAAGAGGAGAAGGUCAAGAGAGAGGAAGAAGACAAUGAAGUCAAAGCAGAUGCAAAAAAUCAAGAGCAGAAGAGAGAGGUGGAGGAGUACAGGGUGGGAAGAAAGGAUGAUGAUGAAGACCAGAUGAGGUUGAGGAGAGAUCUUUUCCUGCGGUCUCCUUCAGUCAGCUCCACAGCGAGCUCCACAGACCCUGACAAGAAGGUCCCUGUAGAUUUCUGCGUGCACGAAGAGACCCAAAGUGAAAAUGUCUCUACUGAGCAUGUGGACUUUCUUUUGGCCCGUCAGCAGUGGAAGAAGAUGGAAGAAGAGGUCAAAGGUCAGCCUAUCCCAAAACCGGGACUGAGAGCUCAGGGGAGCUUCCAGGGCACCCACUCGUCACUGUAUCCCCCCACUCGCAGUCCCCGGCUCAAACACAGGGAAAUUCAAAUCCCCAUGCCCAGGGAACCUCCUCUGUCCUCCACCCUGUCCCCUAGCUCAGAGGACUCAGGUCUGGAUGAUUCGUCGUACCGCAGCACCCUGGAGGAGCCCGAGACUGCAGUGGAGAGAGAGAUCCGAUUGACUCUAGAGAGAGAGGAACGACACCGCAGGGAGAGGGGGAUGAUUGCACAUGGCCUCCCAAUACCCAGGCCAUCCAGCUUGCAGACAGGACGAUCUCCACCCAGACCUCCAGCCUGCCGCACCCCGACACUCUCCAUCUCCCCAACUCCUUCCUGUUCCUCGUCCCUUCCCCGAUCUGUCUACCAUGAAAUGACAGCUAACAAUGUCAUCAUCCUGGAACCUGAUUCCUCUAGCCCCGCCUCCAGGAAUCGUCUGCUGUCUUCUGCAAUCGGCGGCCUUUCCGAUUGGCCAGCAAAUUCAGAUGCAGUGCCUUCCGCUAAUGUCAUUGUUGUAGAAACCUCCAAUCUGAUCAUUCGCAGUGCGUCUGAGUUCUGCCUAAGCUCCACCCCACUGUCUGUGGAACCGCAGGAGAGCACCUUCACGUCAAAUCCUUUUUUCAAGCUGCGCUCGCUCAGCAGCCAGUCACUGGUGGAGCAAGAGAUCAGGAUGGUGAGGCAGAGGGAGGAGGAGUGGAAAAGGCAGAGGGAGGAGAUGUGGAGGAGGAAAAGAGAGGAGGAGUGGAAGAGAGGGCGAGAGCGGUACGAUACUGUUUUGGUGUCUCCGGGUCUGAGUGAUGUUACGUGCAACGUGUCAGUGGUUCCAGACAGAAGCGUCUCCUCCCCGUCAUCCCCCUCCAGGACCCGCAAAAUAGAGCGAUCCAGUUUGUCUUGUGACCACAAGUUCCCUCCUUCCCUCUCUUCAGUGCCUCGACAACAAAAUGCCAUGGCACAGCGAUGGGAGGCCUCCCUACUAGCCAAUCAGAAGAAGUAAGCAACGGUACUGCUCAGCUGUCAGACAUUGUAAAAGCCAAAAUGAAGUCCCCUGCCUGUUUCUUCCUUUGUUCUGCUCUCAGUCGGUCCCGUGUAUCAGCAGCCAAUGUGUUUUACAACAUGUGUCAGAGCUAUGGGUUAUAGCUCAAAUGUGGGUUUUUCACCUGGACACCACAGAAGAAGAGAACUGUUUCUCAGUUUCAAUGAUUUCAGUCAUUUACCUGAGCUGGUUUUCUCACAAUGUCUCAGUGGCUUUAAAAGUCAGACUAUCUAAAAGAGUCCGACACAUUGGACCUGCCUGUAACGUCACUUUUUCCUUUAUAUAAUAAUUCCUGUGGACAGAUUCCUUAAAGUUGUAUAACAAACAUAAGUAUAUAUAAGUCUUAAUCUGCAGUCAUGAUAAUCCCACUGGUUUUAACAUGUGAUAUUUAAUGUGAAUUUUCACAUUUUAACAUUUGUGAUUUUCUCCUCGAUAUAUGAUAUUUACAGCACUUUGAUAACUAGAUAUGGCUGAGCUAAGGCACUAGUAGAACUAUUUAUUGACAUCUGUUUUAUGUGAAUGACUGACUCGAAUGCAGUGAUUUUCAAUUUUACUUCUUGGCAGUCACAUGCUCGAUUUUAAUGACUUUAUAUGUGAAAAUAUUGUAGCUAUGCAUUGCAGAGAUGCAGACAAGAUGUUGCAUGUUGUUUUCUUUACAAUAACAGUUCAUGUAUUUUAAAGGUGCCACGCCAAACUUUGAAAAUCACUGCCUUAAUGAAGUGUUACAAUGAGCCAUUGAUCCAAACAGUUUGGAUGUCCCAGGUUUCCUAAAGAGCUACUUUUGCUUCUUUGAUGAAGGUCAGUUGUUAGCACAGGUUCUGAUCAGUGUGUUAAAUAUACACUCUACCUUCCUCUAGUCCCUGAUUGGCACACGUGUCAUUUUUGAGGAAAGCUGUUCGUGUUUUAAACAGUUUAGGUAGCUUCUGUUAGGUGGCUGCAUGAUCUCGAUGAGAGCAGCUCAUAAAGGGAAGCUUGCCCUUGCAUGAUGGAUCCUCCCCCUUUAGCUUUUAACUUUAACAUUAAUAGUUUGCCUUUGGCAUCCACACUGUACUGUUUUCAUCCUCUCAGUAGUUGGCCUACAGCCUUUUUACUUUUUACUUUAGGAACCAAAAGAAAAUCUGUAAUUUCUGCUCUGCAACCUGUGUUGUUGUGUGUGCCACAGGCUUUUCUCCAUCAUGAGCCUAGCUAUCCCCCGAGAGUCCAAGGUAUAAGGACGGAGUCUACUCUCAUCUAGACUGUAGAUAAGUUCAUUAGUUUAGGUUAACUUCACACCAUCAUACAAAAAUGGACGUCAUAGAGCCUGUGUUUCAUCCUGAAGUAAAACAAAUAAGGAACAAAGAUGUAUCUCAGGAAAAGGAUUACUGUAGAGAAGUGAAAAGGUUAAAACAACAGUUAUUCAAAUAUGUUGCCAGAUAGCUUGUAGCUAAUGCCUCACCAACAACUUCCAUCUAUAAAAUGGAUGAAAGAGCUCAAGCUGAAACAAACGUUUGCACGGCCGUGUCCCCGUGCUGCUUUAUAAUCACCCCCAGACAAACACGCUUCUCCUGGAGUGAUACAACCUGCCCAAGCUGUGUAUGGCUCCACAGGUAUGGAGGCGAGGGCUCCGACCACAAGAUCUAGUCAAUAUUUUUACAGAUUUUUAUCGCCUGUCUUGAUUCUUACAAAGAGAGAUUUAUCGUAUUGUAUUUUUGCUGCAUAUAUUUAUGAACUGAGCAGUGCUUAUAAAUUCUUAAAACUUUUAUUUGUAAAAGGUUUAUAACAUAUUGUGAUGGUAAGAUUAUUGAAAACUUUCCAUGUUUUUUAGAAGCUGAUAUUUCCUUGUGGUGUGUGCGUAUGUGCACGAGUGCAUACCAAUCCGUCCUCCUUACACAUGAGACUCACACAUGAGACUCACACAUGAGACUCACACAUGAGACUCACACAUGAGUGGCUCUGGCUCCAGAGUACGUCCACUAGUUUGGAUAAAAGGUGCGUUCAAGUCAGCUCAGGAUGCAGGAUUUUUCUGUCACGGGGGAACAACACCAGACAGGAAUGCAGCAGAUUGUUAUUUUAGCUGUGCUACACUGCAGUGUAUUACUGAAUAAACUAUAUUACAGUAUCUCAAAAUACCUAGCUAAACCUGCCACUACCUGUCACUGUGCAGCCUGAAGCUAGAUCCACAGCUCAGUAGAUUGUAGUAGUUUACCUUUUCUUUACCUUCUGCCCUUCCUAAUAUUUAAAUCCUACAUUUACAACUUUCUAUGACAAUGUUAAAUUAAUACUACUUUUCAAGUGCUGAAGGCGUUGUUAGAUACUAUAAUUAGCUUUGUAUCCACACCAGGUGUUACAGUUUCAACUUGAAAUUGAAGGCGAAGCUUUAAGUACCUUAAAGAGAAAGAUUGCUAAUAGAAAAACUGAGUAUUUUUCACCAGCCGCUCUGAUCAGCAUGCUGGUGGUCAUUUUUUAAAUACGACAGAGGUCCAUUUUUAGGUGCUUGAUUGACAUGCUCCGUCUCGUGUGAUUAACACACUGGCCAGUUACUAAUAAACAUAAGGAACUAUGUUGUUCAGAUUUUUCAUCAGUAAAUAUUUUCCUUUAAAUCCAUGUGGCAAUAUUAGUGCUCAGAUGUUAACAGUGCAUUUGGCUAAUGGUGAUGUAUCUCCUCCAAUCAGCUUCCAGCAGUUAACCGCCUACUCCACCACACAUAUUCUGGCAACGUUAACCUCAACCUGAAAACAUGGUGUUGACCACAAAACCAUCACUGGCUUCAGUUAAGCUAUAAUGUAACAAUAAUGGCCGCAGUGAACAGCAUCAGCUUUUAUGCCCAUCUUUAUAUACAGUCUUUAUACACACGCUUGUGGAACAGCUAAAAGCUGGAAAAGCUUUUGACUGGAAAGCUGGAAUUCUGGAAUGAAAGUAGACGACUUCAAUCCAAAGAUAAUACUGACGGGGUCUGACCCCUGACCCUGGACACGCUGUCAGUGACUCGUGGAAAUGAAGCUGUAGCAACCACGCUACAAAGAAAACAGUCCUGAUUUAAUAAACCUGUCACAACUAUUCACAUUCCUCCCAAAACAUUCAGUUUGCCUUACUCCAAAAUAUACGGUUAGGGUAGGUCUACCACCUGCGAUCAGACCUUACCAGGAUAAUUAAUACAUAAGUGUUGUCCAUCUAAAGACUUCAAUUUUAUUUAUACAGCAUCAGAACCACAGCACUGUAAGGUAGACGCUCCAACAAUAAUGUUGGAUUAUUCACACAUUUAUCAGUUAUUACUGCUAGAAAUGGCCUUUUGCUGACCACAUGUUGGAAACUGAAAUACAGAAAACAAAUGCAACUAAAAAUUCAACUCAAAGUGCAAAAUGUACACCCCCACCCCCGAUCAGAGGUCACAGAGGUCACAGAGGUCACAGACUGCACUGCUGUGUUAAUGUACGCUUUGGGAAUAUGCUGCUUAAAUCUCUGUUAUGAACUCUGAGAUGUGUUGGAUGCACUCUGUGAGAACAGGAUGACGGGUCAGCAUGUUUCUGUGUUGCUGUGAUACUGUAUUAUAACCUGGAUCACACUGUACUGUGCACUCAGUGAUUGAGUCCACAUCCACACCUGGCUGCAGUUUUACUUUCAGUUGUUUUUGCAUUUAAUUUUGUUUAGUUUGGGAAAUAAAUUGAAUUUAGAUUUCAGAUGUUCUUCUCAGCUGGUGCAAAGGUCCGAUCUUCAGUGUGGAGUCACAGAUGUUUUCCUCAUGUGUUAUUUAUGUGUAUUAGUUUGUCUGCAUCCACAUUCACUCAUUUAUUAUUGCCAAAUAAAGGUGUGGUGAUCUUAAAUAAAGCAUAACUCCUGA
Molecule: messenger RNA, 6360 nt
Organism: Neolamprologus brichardi
Lineage: Eukaryota; Metazoa; Chordata; Actinopteri; Cichliformes; Cichlidae
Source: RefSeq, a predicted model, not a curated record